UACUUGUUCAUGUUUCCUUAAUAGACAGUGACUCAAACUCUUUUGCGUCACCAGAAAAUGGCAUUAUUAAGUCCGACAAGGUCUAUGAAGUCAUGCUGGCCACAGACCGAGCCCAUUUCUCCAGGUGUAAUCCCUACAUGGAUUCGCCACAGUCAAUAGGCUAUCAAGCGACCAUCAGCGCCCCACACAUGCACGCCUACGCCCUGGAGCUCCUACAUGACCAGCUGUAUGAGGGGGCCAAAGCUCUAGACGUCGGCUCCGGCAGUGGGAUCCUGUCCGUUUGCUUCGCACGAAUGGUGGGUGCUAAAGGGAAAGUUAUAGGCAUUGAUCACAUCCAAGAGCUGGUGGACGAUUCUGUAACCAAUGUGAAGAAAGACGACCCCAGCUUGAUAACAUCGGGCAGAAUCCGGCUAAUAGUGGGAGACGGGCGAAUGGGCCUUACUGAGGAAGCGCCUUAUGAUGCCAUCCAUGUCGGUGCAGCAGCUCCUAACGUCCCCCAGGCUCUUCUGGACCAGUUGAAGCCCGGCGGCCGGCUGAUUCUGCCCGUCGGCCCCGGCGGGGGGGAACCAGAUGCUGGAGCAAUACGACAAGCUGGAGGACGGCAGCACCAAAAUGAAGCCCUUGAUGGGGGUGAUUUAUGUGCCUUUAACAGACAAAGACAAGCAGUGGUCCAGGUGGAAGUGACUUCCUUCUCCCCCUCCUACCCCUCUCUCUCUCCUUCUCACAGUGGCACAGGGAUGAACUUUGAAGAGGAAACACCGCCCAUAAUCCACCUUUUUUAAGUUUGAACCUGGAGACGACUCGGAUGGGGUCCAACAGCCAUGACGGUGAAAG
This is a messenger RNA of Cottoperca gobio, 834 nucleotides long. Its product is annotated as protein-L-isoaspartate(D-aspartate) O-methyltransferase-like. The transcript has 7 exons. Gene Ontology annotation, cellular component: cytoplasm. NCBI's taxonomy places the organism in Eukaryota, Metazoa, Chordata, Actinopteri, Perciformes, Bovichtidae. The record is from RefSeq and is a predicted model, not a curated record. Gene Ontology annotation, biological process: protein modification process. Bases 93 to 782 code for a protein of 229 amino acids. Gene Ontology annotation, molecular function: protein-L-isoaspartate (D-aspartate) O-methyltransferase activity.